Molecule: messenger RNA, 3531 nt
Organism: Elgaria multicarinata webbii
Lineage: Eukaryota; Metazoa; Chordata; Lepidosauria; Squamata; Anguidae
Gene: PARP1
Product: poly(ADP-ribose) polymerase 1
Exons: 23
Coding region: 66-3101 (1011 amino acids)
Biological process (GO): double-strand break repair; protein poly-ADP-ribosylation
Cellular component (GO): nucleus; nucleolus
Molecular function (GO): NAD+-protein mono-ADP-ribosyltransferase activity; NAD+ poly-ADP-ribosyltransferase activity; DNA binding
Source: RefSeq, a predicted model, not a curated record
AGCAGCCCACUCAGCCUCAGCAGCGCGCAGCUUUCCUCGGGGGGCAGAGGCGGCGUGGUGCGGCCAUGGCGGAGCCUGCCGAGAAGCUAUACCGAGCCGAGUACGCCAAGAGCGGCCGAGCCUCCUGCAAGAAAUGCGGCGACAACAUCGCCAAGGACUCGCUCCGCUUAGCCAUCAUGGUGCAGUCCCCCAUGUUUGAUGGCAAAGUACCCCACUGGCACCACUAUACUUGUUUCUGGAAGCGGGCUCGGCUGGUGGCUCAUACUGAUGUGGAUGGCUUCUCAGAACUGCGUUGGGAGGACCAGGAGAAGAUUAAAAAAUCCAUAGAAAGUGGCGGUGCUGGGACAGGCAAAGGUGGUGACCAAGAAGGAGGUGGCAAAAGUGAGAAGAGUUUAAAUGAUUUUGCAGCAGAAUAUGCAAAGUCCAAUAGAAGUACCUGCAAAGGUUGUGAGCAGAAGAUAGAAAAGGGUCAAAUUAGAAUUUCAAAGAAAAUGGUGCAUCCUGAAAAGCCCCAGUUGGGAAUGAUCGAUAACUGGUACCACCCGAACUGUUUUGUCAGCCGCAGAGCAGAUCUGGGUUUUCUCACUACUUUUAGUGCCUCUCAGCUCUUAGGAUUUGGGCUCCUGAACGCUGAAGAUAAAGAGACCCUGAAGAAGCAGCUGCCUGCUGUCAAGAAUGAAGGAAAAAGAAAAGGAGAUGAGGUGGACGCCAAUGUGAACGCAAAAAAGAAACCGAAAAAGGAGAAAGAAAAACAGUCCAAACAGGAGAAGCUGCUGAAGGAGCAGACAGAAUUGAUUUGGAACAUCAAAGAUGAGUUGAAGAAAGCCUGUUCCACCAACGACCUGAAAGAACUCCUGAUAGCCAACAAACAGGAAGUUCCUUCUGGGGAAUCUGCCAUCUUGGACCGUGUUUCCGACGGGAUGGCCUUUGGGGCCCUGUUGCCUUGCGAGGAGUGCAAGGGGCAGUUUGUGUUCAGGGGCGAUGCCUACUACUGCACGGGAGACAUCACAGCUUGGACGAAAUGUGUGGGCAAGACCCAGACCCCCAAUAGAAAAGAGUGGGUAACGCCCAAGGCAUUCCGAGAAAUCACAUAUCUCAAGAAAUUCAAAUUUAAAAGGCAAGAUAGAGCGUUCCCUCCUGAGGCUGCCUCUGCAAACGCCACACCUCCUCCAACCAUUUCUGCUCCAGUUACCGAGAACUCAGCUGCUCCGGCAGACCAACCAUUAAGUAGCAUGAAGAUUUUGAUCAUCGGGAAAUUGUCGAAGAACAAGGAUGAAAUCAAGUCUGCCGUUGAAGAACUUGGGGGAAAGGUGACUGCUACCGUGAAUAAAGCUGACCUGUGUAUCAGCUCCCAAAAGGAAAUUGAGAAAAUGAACAAGAAAAUGGAAGAAGUGAAGGAGGCCCAGGUGCGUGUGGUCUCAGAGGAGUUCCUCCAGGACAUGAAAAGCUCCAGCAAGGGCUUUCAGGAGCUUCUGUCAGUUCAUGCUCUCUCUCCCUGGGGUGCAGAAAUAAAGCAGGAGCACAAAGAGGUGCCCAAAGGAGGAAAAUCAGGUGGACACCCAAACAUGAAAAGCACGGGGAAGAACAAGGAAGAGCAAGGGACAAGCAAGGCUGAAAAGAAAAUGAAGCUGACAGUUAAAGGAGGUGCCGCUGUGGACCCUGAUUCAGGCUUGGAGGAUUCUGCUCAUGUUUUUGAAAAAGGUGGUAAAAUCUUCAGCGCUACUCUUGGUCUGGUAGAUAUCGUCAGAGGGACAAAUUCAUAUUACAAGCUUCAGCUGCUGGAAGAUGACCGGGAAAUCAGACACUGGGUUUUCCGCUCUUGGGGUCGCGUUGGCACAGUGAUUGGAAGCAACAAGCUAGAGCAGAUGCCAUCUAAAGAGGAAGCCAUCGAACAUUUCCUGAAUUUGUAUGAGGAGAAGACUGGCAACUCCUGGCAUUCCAAAAAUUUCACCAAAUAUCCAAAAAAAUUCUACCCUCUGGAAAUAGACUACGGACAGGAUGAAGAGGCAGUGAAGAAACUGACAGUGAGUGCAGGCACCAAAUCCAAGCUUCCCAAGCCAGUCCAGGACCUGAUCAAGAUGAUCUUCGACGUGGAAAGCAUGAAGAAGGCCAUGGUGGAAUUUGAGAUUGACCUCCAGAAGAUGCCUUUGGGGAAGCUGAGCAAGAGGCAGAUCCAGAGUGCCUACUCCAUACUUAAUGAAGUGCAGCAGGCAGUUUCUGAUGGUGGCACGGAUUCCCAGAUACUGGACCUCUCCAAUCGCUUCUACACUCUCAUCCCUCAUGACUUUGGGAUGAAGAAGCCUCCUCUUUUAAACAACGUAGACUACAUCAAGUCCAAAGUGGACAUGUUGGACAAUCUGCUUGACAUUGAGGUCGCCUACAGCCUACUCAGAAGUGGUGGUCAGGAUGGAGAUAAAGAUCCAAUUGAUGUGAAUUACGAGAAGCUCAAAACAGAUAUCAAGGUAGUAGACAAAAACUCCGAGGAAGCAAAGAUCAUAAAGCAGUAUGUUAAGAACACUCAUGCAAGUACUCACAACGCAUAUGACUUGAAAGUGGCGGAGAUUUUCAAGAUUGAGCGUGAAGGAGAAACUCAGCGUUAUAAACCAUUCCAAGAGUUACACAAUCGUCAGUUGCUGUGGCAUGGUUCCCGCGCUACCAACUUUGCUGGCAUCUUGUCACAAGGUCUCCGAAUAGCUCCACCUGAAGCUCCUGUGACUGGCUACAUGUUUGGUAAAGGCAUCUACUUUGCCGAUAUGGUGUCCAAGAGCGCCAACUACUGCCAUCCUUCUCAAGCUGACCCAAUAGGAUUAAUCUUGCUGGGAGAAGUUGCCCUUGGAAACAUGUAUGAACUGAAAAAUGCUUCCCAUAUAACCAAGCUACCAAAAGGAAAACACAGUGUCAAAGGUUUGGGCAAAACGGCACCAGAUCCCUCAGCCACUGUGACUCUUGAUGGUGUAGAUGUUCCUUUAGGCAAUGGAAUUCCAUCUGGAGUUAGCAACACCUGUCUUCUGUAUAAUGAAUAUAUUGUCUAUGAUCUUGCUCAGGUAAAUCUGAAGUACCUGCUGAAACUGAAGUUCAACUAUAAGACAUCUCUCUGGUGAAGAAAAAAAAUAAUUUGUUGAAGAGUUAAUAAUGCAAAACCUUUUGAAAUACCUAAGCAGUGAUUCCCAUGACUGAGAUACAAGAAAAAAAGUUACAGGGCUUUGCUGAAUCUAAGUUUAGUCAAUCACCUUAGUAAGGCUUUUUUAACACACAUGUGCAACAACACAUGAAACUGAAUACUAUGAGAAAUUUUCUGUUGUUUUUCCCCCUCUCCCUCUUUUGGCCCAUUCUAGUUUUGGGGCUAUUGUGUGUCCUUUAACUGACAGACCAAAAAAACAACAACACCCUUGAUUUUAGCCUUUUGUAAGUGAGGCAGGGAGAAGAAAUUUAGAACUGUUUACAAGAAGCAAAUCUUCCUUAGUUUCUAUUAUGAAUAAAUGUUAAACGUGUUUAUUUUGAAGUAAAAAUAAAAGCUAAUUUCAUACUAAA